CAUUCAGAGCACGGAGAGAAACACACAGACACACACACACACACAUUUACACACACACAGACACACACACACACUGCAGGAGCACAGCGCCAUGGCGUCUGCCAGUGUCGUGGGGCAGCACCCGGGUCCGCACCGGCUGGACUCGGACCAGCAGCUCUUUGUGUUCACGCUGACCGGCGUCAGGAAGAAGCUCAGCCCGCCGAGGAGGAAAGCCUCCCGGGAGAAGCUGCUGUUCCGGAGGGGGUCGGGCAGCGGCGGGGACAGCGGCUCGGUCCCCGGGGGGGAGGCAGCGGGGAGGACAGCGGGAGAAGCGGAGCCGCCGAGGGGAGGAAGGAUGCCCGGGGAGGGAGACGAAGCUCCGCCACCUAGCCCGGAGCAGGAGGGCGGCUGCGGCUGCGACCGGCGCGGGGCCCGGGACACUGAAACCCGGCUCGCUCCCUGUGACUCCAGCCAGAACACCGGGGGUCGCAGGGGGGCUUCGCUCAAGAGGUCGGGCAUCGCUGUCAUGCACAGCGACGUCAGCUGCCGGCCCCGGGACCGGGAGUCACGGAGCGGAGACACCGGACAAGAGAGCAGCUGCUCCUCGGUGUCAGCGCCGGGGGACAGCGGAGGUCUCCCGCGGCUCACCCAGGCCCGGAGCGGGGUGGUGAGGCUGGCCCGGCCCGAGCCGUCCCGCCGGGAGGCCUGGUCCAUCUUCCCCCAGGGGCUGGACCCCCGGGUGAGGACCGAGAAGGGCGAAGGACACAGGUUCGAGUCCAAGCCCGUCACGCAGGACUGGUGCGACGCCUGCAGCCAGAAGAUCACGGCUCAGGCUCUCAAAUGUCAAAACUGCAGCUACACCUGUCAUCUGGAGUGUCAGCGUCAGGUCCAGCUGGACUGCAACCAAAGGGACAGACAGGGGGAAAAAACUCCUUCUCCCAGCAGCAGCCGCUCCUCCACGGGCCCUCAGCACAAGCCGACUGAGACGAAGGAGGAAGAGGAGGGAGGGACGAAAGAGCUGUCGGCGGAAGAGGUGCGGACCAGGAUAGAAGAGUAUAACGCUCAAGUCACUGAAAAUGGAAUGAAUCUGGCUUCAGAUGGAUCCUUCACAGGUUUCAUUAAGGUCCACCUGAAGCUCAGUCGACCAGUCACCGUCCCCUCUGUGGAGGCGGCGGGUUCAGAGGGAGCGGCCCGGCAGGCGGCCGGGAGGGAUCGAGUGACGUCUGAGCAUCAAGAGGAGACGGACUGCGGUCAGAGUGAAAAGAGAACAUCCUUCUACCUACCAAGCGACUGUGUGAAGCAGCUCCACAUCAGAUCUCAGACCACCACCAGAGAGGUCAUCCAGGCCUUGCUGAAGAAGUUCAUGGUGCUGGACAAUCCCAGCAAAUUCGCAUUGUACAGGCAGAUGCGCCGCGACGGACAGGAUCUCUUCCAGAAGCUUUCUCUGUGUGAGCGUCCUCUUCUUCAGAGGUUGGUUGCCGGGCCGGAACCAGAGCAGCUCACCUUUGUCCUGAAGGAAAAGGAGACUGGAGAGGUGCAGUACCAUGCGUUCUCUGUCACUGAGCUACAAAACUUCCUGGUGUUCCUGGGGAAAGAGGAGGCGGAGCGCGUGCGGGCAGUGGGGCAUAAAUAUGCCAUGUACCGACAGAAGCUACAACAGGCCCUACGACAACAUGACCCCUGACCCCCUCACCUGUUACCUUAUGACCUCUAUUCAGGGAGAGACUGACGCAGCCAUCUAUUCAGAGACUGGGGCCGGAGCUGAACUUGUGUCCGUCCCCCUCCCCCCCUCCACAGAUACACACAAACACACAGUACAUCCAUACACACACACACAGACGUGCACACUUUCUCAGGACGUAUACAAACCCCCCCCCCCCACAAGCUCCAUUCUCUCCCUGAGGAGAGAAUCGGGGGUUGACAGCGGCGUGAGACUCUCCAGGUGUGUGGUCUGCUCGCUGGUCGGACAUGUAGUGUUUUCAUUGCCAAGGACACAAACAGAAAGUUUUCCGAACACUUUCUGUGUGUGACACUUGAGAUUUCAUGUGGGACUGAUGUGAAUCAAUGGUGUUUUUGCAGACUCCAUCUUCUUCUGCUACUGCUGCUGCUGCUACUGCAAGUGUUACUUAUGCAUGAGUCUCUCAGCUCAUCCCCUCUGCACAUAGUUAGAAUAGAAACAGAAGGCAUGAUUUCUUUUUGCUGCAUCUGUGUGGGAUGGAAGGACAAUCAUACUGUGUGCUUCUCUUUUUUGUGAUCAGAACUGGUGUGCAUAGGGUUCUCACAGGAUGUUUGAUUGGAAUAUGUGUGAAUUUGUGAGGGAGGGGUUAACGGUGAGGUACUUGCCAAUCUUGGAGCCCAUUGGCUAUCGAAUGAUGACGGUUUAAGGCCUGGUCACACAUAUACGCACAUAAUGUGAAUAUCACAGGUCAAAGUUCACCAAAGUUUAACUCCAUGCAAAGCCACACUAUAAGAUUUGCUUUACCAGAGGAAGCAAAAGUUUUAUUUACUUCCUCACCUACACCGAUUGAAAGCAAAUGGAAUGUUCGUCACUGAAACAUUUGCAUGUGUGACCCCUCUUAGGUUCUGGGGGCAACUGCCAACAUGUUGGGGCUUCUGGUGUAAACAGCAGAUAUCUGGCCGUCUUCCAUUCACUGUCCAGACAACAUUUGAGCUAAUCUCUAUUAUAAAUUAAAAAGCAGAGAGCCGACACAUUUCGGUCAAAGUGUUCCGUUCUUUUGCUCUUCACACGGGCUGUUUACCUGUGGGCCACGAAAGCCUGCUCAAACCUGAUUGGUCAAACUCGAGACACCAGAAGGCUUCUAGCCCCAAAACCAUGUCCCUCGCCCACGGAUUCGGCAUUUUCACAAGCAGAAUCUGGUUAUAGAGAUUAGGUUCUGGCUACCAGUGCUUCACCUUAAACAAAGGGAAGGAAGCAGACAGCUUUGUUUGUUUUCAACGCUUAGAACAAGAAGGAAAGAAGGGAAAAGAAAGCGAGAUCCAUUCUCUCAGGGAGCAUGUGUUGAGCAAAGAAAAAAUUUAAAGUAGGAAAGAGGAGCCUCGCCUCACUUCAGUUCUCAUCUGUUCAGUUAAAUGCCAUGUGAAGGACCUGUGUGGGAAGAUGCUGUCGGGUGCUUCACUCGACAGAGAGGUCCUCAGUCAGACUCAGUUACCACCUUUCUCCUUUCUCCUUGCUCCUUCAAACAGGCACUUGAUCCAAACCUCUUCUUAGAAGAUAAACUGUGACUUCAUUCCCCCCCCUGAAUCCUGAUCUGACCCACCUUGCAUGAACUCCACCUGCAAAUACAGGGACAAGACAAUUUACAGAUUUUACACUUUGCAUACAACGCUAUGGGAUAUGGGUUGUAACUGAAUGUGAGAGGAGUUUUGUGUAGACCAAAGCUUAGAGGGACAGAUCUAUUGAGAGAAUUUUAAAGGGAACAGAGACAUUUGGAAGUUUAUUGAAUUAAAGGUAGUGUAUGUAAAAAAUGAAACCCGCUUCUGUUUUGCACAUAUUGAUGCAGGUCACUGAAUGGCCCACAACUAUGGGGUCUGGGCAUGCAUUUCUGUUUUCCUUUUCUUUUUAUCUUCCCAACUUGCACCCAAAAAAAGAAACUAUAAAAUUCUAUAAAAUUCAUAAUAAUGGCUAUGAUGUACCAACGAUGUGUUUGCAAUGCAUAUGUAUUAUGUAGACACUGGAAAAAGAGAGACAAGGUUUAACUUUGUUGUUAUUACAGAUAUUAAUAUUCCUUUGGUAUCAUUCCUACUGGUAUGCAUGUGUGUGUGUGUGUGUGUGUGUGUAUGUGUGUGCGUGUGUGUG
Molecule: messenger RNA, 3796 nt
Organism: Limanda limanda (common dab)
Lineage: Eukaryota; Metazoa; Chordata; Actinopteri; Pleuronectiformes; Pleuronectidae
Gene: rassf5
Product: Ras association domain family member 5
Exons: 6
Coding region: 92-1663 (523 amino acids)
Biological process (GO): signal transduction
Cellular component (GO): nucleus
Source: RefSeq, a predicted model, not a curated record